Olea europaea var. sylvestris is the source of this 1215-nucleotide messenger RNA. RefSeq names its product protein N-lysine methyltransferase METTL21A. NCBI's taxonomy places the organism in Eukaryota, Viridiplantae, Streptophyta, Magnoliopsida, Lamiales, Oleaceae. The transcript is spliced from 5 exons. The record is from RefSeq and is a predicted model, not a curated record. Bases 108 to 923 code for a protein of 271 amino acids.
UCUUCCGCCGUUCUGUUAGGAAUUGGCAAGUUGGUUGGCUGAUUUUUUACUCUCCCAUAAAGUUAAAAGUAACCCAUAAUUAGCAUAAGAUUUACUCGGCGAGACCCAUGGCUGAAAAAGCAGAAGAGGAGGAGCAUAACGUGUUGGUGGAGCUGGGUUCAUAUAAAGGGAAAUUGAGAGUGGUAAAUAGUAGUAAUGAUUCUGAAGAUUCUGCAGCGGAGGAGAUUAUGCUUCUGUGGGGAAUUCAACAGCCCCUUCUGUCCAAGAACAACGCCUUUGUCGCCCAAUCUUCUCUUCAACUCUGCAUUGACGCCUGCGGCCGAUCUCUCGCCAUUCUCCAGUCCCCUUCGUCUCUGGGCACUCCUGGAGUAACUGGUUCAGUGAUGUGGGACAGUGGUGUAAUUCUGGGAAAGUUUUUAGAGCAUUCUGUGGAACUAGGAACAAUAUCACUUCAAGAGAAGAAGGUUAUCGAGUUGGGCUCAGGCUGUGGAUUAGUUGGCUGCAUUGCAGCUCUAUUGGGUGCUCGAGUUAUUCUGACCGACCUACCAGAUAGGCUGAGGCUGUUAAGAAAAAAUGUUGAAACUAAUCUAUAUGGAGAAUUGAAAGGUUCUGCAACUGUGAAUGAGCUCACAUGGGGAUAUAAUCUGGAUCCAGAUUUGAGAGAUCCUUCACCAGAUUAUGUGCUUGGCUCAGAUGUCAUAUAUAGUGAGGAAGCAGUGAUGGAUUUGUUGGAAACACUUGUCGACCUAUGUGGGAGAGAGACAACGAUUAUUUUGGCUGGAGAACUUCGUAAUGAUGCUAUCCUAGAAUAUUUCCUGGAAGCUGCUACAAAAGAGUUUAUUGUUGGUCGCGUUGAUCAAAAUCAGUGGCAUCCAGAUUACUGCAGUUUGCGUGUUGUGAUUUAUAUUUUGGUUAAGAGAUAGACACAUGAAACGAGAAAGAUUAUGCGAAUCCAUUGUAUCAAGGGAUUGAGCUAUUCAUCUUGGCGUUUUAUUUGAUGAUCAAAUUAGAAGUUUCGAUAUCCUAUGUCGCAGAAUAAUUUCUAGUAUUUUUUGCUCAAUGAUGCAUUUUAUUUUUGCUGACCACGUACUGUUGAUGUAUUAGCCUUUCCAUUGACAUUUUCCAAGGUUUUCUAGGACAUAUUUCAUGUAAAAUAACACCUUACUCGCUGUAAUUUUCAUCAUUGCUAAUACUAGUCCUGCAACCAUGUACAUA